Messenger RNA from Lytechinus pictus (painted urchin), 1264 nucleotides. RefSeq lists its product as uncharacterized. NCBI's taxonomy places the organism in Eukaryota, Metazoa, Echinodermata, Echinoidea, Temnopleuroida, Toxopneustidae. The record is from RefSeq and is a predicted model, not a curated record. The transcript is spliced from 7 exons. Bases 286 to 1074 code for a protein of 262 amino acids.
AAAGUCAUGUUUUUGACACAUUCUCGGUGAACUUGAAGAAGGUGGACCACAGAGUGCCUCUAACAGACGAAGAAUGGUGAGAAUAGUUGUAUCCCACCUCAUGGAGAAAUAUGGAAACAAACCAUCUGCUGAACAGAAGGUGGGCAUGGCAAUAUCCAUGAUUCAACAAUUUCCAGCACUGAAAGAUGUUGAAGGACCUGGUUAUGAAGCAUGGUAUACACCAGCAGUAGAGGGUGAACAUUCAAAGGGCUUCAUCGAAGAAAGGUUAAAAAUGUGAGAAAGAGAAUGCCAAAGCAAGGGUGGACAUCUUUGGAACCUUCAAGUUCAAGUGAGGAGAACCAGAAAGAACCAUCAACCAAGGAAAAAAUUGAAGAACUAAAAUCUAAAGAAAAAGAUAUGGAGCCGGAGAACUUGGAAGAAAUGAAGCAAUGGCUUCAACAUAAUAAUAGCCCUAUCCCUAAAGUGGUGGAAUUCAUGAAGAAGACUGCACUGAAAAGACAAGAAGAAAUUCACUCAGAGAAGAAAUCUACCGUGCAUGACAUCGAGUUGCAAUGGCCUCGACUCUUUGAUGUCCCUAACAUGAUAGAUGGUGAUUUCAAUAUGAAAUUUGUUUUCCUUUCAGAUAUAGAUGAUCAAAGUGCACAGGAUGCAGGUCUGACAGCACUGCCCUUGAUACUGCCUACAGGAAAACUGUCAAACGCAAAGAAAUCCAGGGCUACGGUGAAAGAAGCAAUGGAGUCCUUCAUUGAUUUUCAGCCGAUAGGGACAAACCUCCCUCAAUACUUGGAUGGACUCAUGUCAAAGAGGCGGCAACCAUUUGUCCUGGCCCUUGGCCCACAGAAAGUGCCAGCACAAUAUUUUGCUGUGGUUGAGGGCCGUGCCCUUAAGCAAGACAGCCUUCUGAAGGCUGUUGAUGUGUGUUUCAAGUUGUUUUAUGUACUUGACCUGGAGUAUCCAUCUGCGUGCUAUACUACAUGGGAGUUUAUUCAAAAAGUUCUGUACCAGGUAAAUGCCAAAGACAGGAACACCUCCUCCUGUGUGAGGUCAUUAAGGACAUAUGUCCUUCAUACUUAAUUUUCAACCAUUUAAUGGUCAAUGUCAGUUCAGCAGAACUCAAAAUUCUGAUAUGUCUCCUAAUUUGGAUAUGUCUGUAUGCCAUGUAUGAAAUUCAAUACUAAAAUGGAUUUUACAAGUUCAGGUAUCGAGGUACGUCAAUUCCUCAAGGCAGCAGCUCCACGUGCGUACUUAAGUAGCAUCUUCAAUU